This is a messenger RNA of Paramecium sonneborni, 575 nucleotides long. The record is from the annotation of a GenBank genome assembly. Lineage: Eukaryota; Ciliophora; Oligohymenophorea; Peniculida; Parameciidae.
GAGUGGUAAAUUAUUUAUAUUUUAUUUUAGGAAUUGGAAUUGGAAUGACAUCAUGUAGCCUGCAGCCACAACUGUUAAAAAUAUUUAGAGAUUCAUCAAACAAAUAUUUUAUCCAAUUUUUCAGAACAUUUAAGAUGCUGAAAGAAUUUGAAUCUUAGAUUGAGUAAAAAGGAAAUAAUCUAGAAGAUUUAUCGUUAUUUUGUGGAAUUAUUGCUCAUACAACAGAUUUUCAUGGUACAGAAUGAAAGUGGCCUUCAAAUUAAUUAUGGAGUGAUUAGAAAAUUAGGAGUAUAGAGCUUUAUUUGAGGAUAAAGGAAAUUAUUGGCAUCUAGCCAUUUAUGAAGGGUUUAGGUAAAGUAUAUUUUAAUAUUGUAUUUUUAAGUUACAUGUUAUCAAAAAAUGAAAUAGGAUUUAUAAAGGUAAUUUUGAGACUAUUAAAUUAUCAAAUGAAUGUGUUUGAAAAAGGAGCAUUCUAAAUAUGUGUAAAUAAUUUGAUUGAAAUCAUUUGGAAUGGGAAAAAUUGUAUUAAAAAAGUAUUUCAGAAUUAGAACAUUAAGAAUAACAACAAAAAUAAG